Frankliniella occidentalis (western flower thrips) is the source of this 1426-nucleotide messenger RNA. RefSeq names its product DNA fragmentation factor subunit beta (gene Drep4). Lineage: Eukaryota; Metazoa; Arthropoda; Insecta; Thysanoptera; Thripidae. The transcript is spliced from 8 exons. Gene Ontology annotation, molecular function: DNA endonuclease activity. The coding region runs from base 288 to 1370 and encodes 360 amino acids. Gene Ontology annotation, biological process: apoptotic process; apoptotic DNA fragmentation. Gene Ontology annotation, cellular component: nucleus; cytoplasm. The record is from RefSeq and is a predicted model, not a curated record.
GUGCACAUUUUCACAACACCACAUUAAACUUAAAACUCCAGCCGUGCGAAAUUUACAUUCCUGGUCGCCAUUUGCAUCACCGCCUUGGUUGAAAACUCAAUUGAUUCGAUCUCCGACUGAAAAAUCAGUUUUCAUGCAGGUUUCGUGUUCCACCGUUGGUCGUGUGUUUGUUUACCCAAACAAAGCAGUAGAAGCGGGAUCAGCAGAACUACUUUUGCUUGACAUUUGCAGUUUUGGCUUCGAAUAUGAUGAAGAAGGAUUAUUAAUGUCCAUUAAUUUUAAAGGAAAUGAAUGGCUACAAGGUCACUGAUGCGAACAGGUCCCGAAUAUGCGGUGUUGCCUGCAAAAACCUGCAACAAUUGAAGACAAAAGGAUGUGCAAAGUUAAAACUUGAUUCAUCCUCAAUAAUUGUAAGACUGCAAGAUGGAACUAUUGUAGAUGACGAAGAAUAUUUUAGAACAAUCGCACCACAGACUAUAUUUAUUUUAUCACCUUUGAAUCAGUCUGUUACAACAGGAUAUGAAUUGCUUUACAAUAUGCUAUGUUCAGUGCACAAGGAUUACUUAAAUGUUGGGAAAUUAGCCUCUGACUUUCUUAGUCAAGAUCUCAAAUCAAAGAUAAGGGAUAUAUCAUCAGUCCUUGAACAACAAUCAAUUCAAGAAAGAGCCAAGCUCAGUAAGCGUGAGGAAGAUCCAGCAUGGUUUGAUGGUUUAGAAACUUUAGCUUGCACCAAAGAAGACUUUAUGUUUAAAAGAAGUCAAGAAAGAAUCCGUGGCUACUUAUACAAAAGCCAGGAUGAUAUUAAAAAAUCUUCUUUAUACAUUAAAGAUUCAAAGGCUCGAGCCAAGCUUGAUGCAACAUUUAAUUGUUUCAAAACUUGGCUGAAAAAAGUUUGUCAUUUUGGUUGUUACUUUAGUCGCCAUUAUUCCUCUCAUGAAGGAAAUAUGAAGAGCUACUGUGACGGAAAUGGACAGUUUCAAUGCCAAGGCAAAUGGAAUGAAAAAAAUUGUUUACAUAUAGAUAAUGCUGUAGGUAACUCUAAGCACUUUAUCAACCCGUAUGAAAGUAAGGAGGCUAGGAUUGUCUUUUCCACUUGGAAUCUAGAUCACAGAAUUGAAAGAUCAAGAAGAAUAGGUCCAGCUUUACUUGAUGCUGCUAAGCUAGCUGUCCAAAAGAAUGAAGCCAUUAACGCUUUAUAUUUUUUUACUCUAUUGUUUACUUCCGCAAACUUAAAACUUGUUCAUAUAGUAUGCCAUGACAAGGGAGAGCACCAUGGUGCAGACUGCAUGACCAAAAGACUGACAACUAGUAAAAACUUACAACAAGACCUAAAUUUGGUCUUGAAUCAUCCUGCCAUCAGCGUUGUCUAACAUUCAAAACCACAACUUGAACUAUAAUAUAAGUAAAGAAAUCAAUCAACUUAAAA